This is a messenger RNA of Olea europaea var. sylvestris, 879 nucleotides long. RefSeq lists its product as uncharacterized. Bases 1 to 879 code for a protein of 292 amino acids. The transcript has 2 exons. The record is from RefSeq and is a predicted model, not a curated record. NCBI's taxonomy places the organism in Eukaryota, Viridiplantae, Streptophyta, Magnoliopsida, Lamiales, Oleaceae.
AUGAGGACAUUUGGUUAUAAACAAAGCGGUUUAGAUCAUACAAUAUUUAUAAAACUUAAAGAAGGGAAGGUAACAACUUUAAUUGUCUACGUUGAUGAUAUGGUCUUGACAGGAGAUGAUCCAGGAGAAAUGAAGUUGUUACAAGAAUAUUUGGCCAUUGAAUUCGAAAUGAAGAAUUUAGGACAACUUAAAUAUUUCGUAGGAAUUGAAAUAGCAAGAUCAAAUAGAGGGAUAUUUAUUUCACAACGAAAAUAUGUGUUAGAUUUUUUGUCUGAAAUUGGAAUGCUUGCUUGCAAACCAGCUGCAACACCUAUAGAAAUGAAUCACAAGCUUGGAAUUUUCCCAAAUCAAGUUCCAACAGAUAUAGGGCGUUAUCAACGUUUGGUUGGAAGGUUAAUUUACUUGUCACAUACAAGGCUAGACAUAGCCUAUGGUGUAAACAUUGUAAGUCAGUUUAUGCAUGCGCCAAGUGAAAAACAUAUUGAUGCAGUAUAUCGAAUCCUAAGAUACUUGAAACGUUCUCUAGGAAAAGGCUUAUUAUUCUCAAGGAAUGAUGGCUUGAACAUUGAAGGGUAUACAGAUGCCGACUGGGCAGGCGAUCAAACAACCAGAAAAUCUACAUCUGGCUACUUCACUUUUGUGGGAAGUAAUCUUGUUACAAACAGAAGGUUGUUGCAAGAUCAUGUGCAGAAGCUAAAUUCCGAGGAUUUGGGGAUUGAAUAUACAAAACCUAUGAAGCUUCAUUGUGAUAAUAAGUCAGCUAUUGAGAUUGCACAAAAUCCUGUACAACAUGGCCGUACUAAACAUGUUGAAGUUCAUCGUCAUUUUAUCAAGGAGAAGUUGGAUCAAAAGAUUAUACAAUUCCCAUUUAUUAAGUAA